AUGCUGCCGCCACACCGAAAGACACCCGAAAACCUCGUCAUGCCAGAAGAGGUCGAUGGUUCAGAUCAUGCCGCUGCCCAACCCUGCGUCUUCUCUGGCGAGCCAGAUACUCCAACUCCAUCUAAACUAUCAUCACCAGACGUCGAAGCAGCAGCACACUUCGACCUUGUCAUCAUCGGCGCUGGUCCUGCAGCUCUUGCCGUCAUCUCACGCAUCCUCGAAUCUCGACCAGCCGCCCUCUACACCGAAGACGAACACUGUCAUCUACACUUUACCCAUCGUCAGCGCUCCCCGGCUCUGAUCCCUUCAAAGGUCGCCAGACCCUCUAGCUUGCCUGCCAGAGACCUCAAAGCACAGACAUACCAAGGCAGAAAGAAACGCGGCAAGGGUCUGUGGAAUUUCCACAACAAUGAUGACUUGUGUCCAUGCGAUGGAAGGAUCAAGAUUCUCGUCAUUGAUCGACUGGGCGAAGGCUUUAUGGGUCUUUGGAGGAGAAACUUUAGAGCACUCGGUAUCAGCCAUUUGCGCUCGCCGAUGUUCUUCCACCCUGACGCGAGCGAUUUUGACGCCUUGAUUGCAUAUGCUAACCAGCAAGGUAAAGCGGGCGAAGGGACGCCCGAUCAGGUCAUUAAACUGAUCGAAGAGCGGAUUGUUGCCUGUAACACCUCAAACACCACAACAAAGGGUCGUGGGUGCCGUCGACGAUGUAAGAGCAAACGGCCACCUUCGCCUAUAGAUCAGGCUGGAAGCAAGAGAAGUGGCUCGAACGACUCUAGUCUUCCGGAUCUGAUCGAGAUCUUGGGCGUCGUCGGCAAAGAAAAGUCCAAACACAAACGCAAGCAGCAGCAGUCGAGCGCUAUCGAUGCAACUUCCGCCAAAAUGCACGUCAACGAGCGGGAUCGUCGUGACUACUUUACUCCCAGCUCCUCGUUGUUCAAUUCAUUCACACGAAGGCUGGAGCAGAAGUAUCGCGUGCAGUCUUGCGAUCAUUGCUGCUCUCCGACUUGGCCAAGAGUCUCAGAGUUCUUUGACGACAAUGUCGAUGAGGGCUCGACGAGCGCCCCAACGCCUGCUUCAUCGGCGUCGGAGGAAGGUGCCGGGCUGGAAGACACUCCAGUGACCACACUGAAAGGCCGCGUCAAAGAGAUGGCUUGGUUCGACGGUACCAAGUCCACCGUGCAAGAUGACUUCGGCAACCAUCAUUCUGGCUUCCUGCUCGAGCUUGACGACGGCACAGAGAAGGAUACGGGCUUUGUCAUCUCAGCUAAGGCUGUAGUCAGUGCAGUUGGAUUCGGUGGCUUGCCCGUGAUCCCUUCCUUCCUCACGAAUUCCAUACCCUCCCGACCUUCGCCAGCCACCGCACAUCCAGCAUGCGGCCCAGGCUGGAUGCACUCUAGCUGUCUCGCUUCGAAACCCUUCCCCUUCCCCUCGCCCUCGACCCUCGCCUCGACACCUCACGACCGAAUUAUGGUUGUGGUGGGAGGCGGUCUCACCUCAGCCCAAAUAGUAGUACGCGCUCUCGAACACGGCUACGACAAAGUCAUCCUUCUCACCCGCGGUCAUCUGAAGAGCAAAAUAUUCGAUGUUGAUCUCGGUUGGGUCGGUCGAUACAGCAACUAUCUCAAAAUGCAGUUCUGGCAGAACGAAGAUGUGCAAGAACGACUCAAUACCUUGCGUGCUGCUCGAAACGGAGGUAGCGUGACACCCACAUACGCUAAAGUGUUAGCGAGAUUACAGGCGCUAGGCAAGGUAGACAUUCGGACUCAUACUACUAUCUCUACCGCUUGGUACGCUCCUACUACCUUGCUCGACCCUCAACGCCAGGACGAAGAAGAGGGCGAAGCCAAUGCCGAAAAGACGGGACCGAUCGAGGAAGAAGACCAGAGCGGAGAGAAGCAAUGGAGCCUACUACUGCGCUGCACAUCUGACGGAGGUUCGCUCACCACCAUUCGAGCAGACUACCUCGUUGUGGCCACUGGAGCAAAGAUCGACUUCGGCAGCCUUCCCUUCCUCAAGACGGUCCAACGAACACAUCCGAUUCGUCUUGUGGGUGGAAUGCCAGUCCUCACCUCUGAUUUGGAGUACCGUCGUGAUGUUCCCCUCUUCGUGACAGGCGCUUAUGCAGGACUGCAAAUUGGUCCUGCCGCAGGCAAUCUUGGUGGGAUGAGGGACUCAGCUGAUCGAAUCGCCAAUCGACUGCUGGAGCUACUGUCAUUGACAGAAGCAGUGGUGCCAAAGACAGAGGAACGAGACACGCGAGUGUGCACGGCUGAGAAGGAACAAGAGUCUGCGUCCAGAAUUAAAUCGAGAAAAGGUAGGAAGCGAGUCGAUACUGGAACGCCAUUCACACAUUUCAAUUUCGAUCUGCUCUCGAUCGAGGCUUGA
This is a messenger RNA of Ustilago hordei, 2385 nucleotides long. RefSeq lists its product as uncharacterized. The record is from RefSeq and is a predicted model, not a curated record. NCBI's taxonomy places the organism in Eukaryota, Fungi, Basidiomycota, Ustilaginomycetes, Ustilaginales, Ustilaginaceae. The transcript has a single exon. Bases 1 to 2385 code for a protein of 794 amino acids.